Molecule: messenger RNA, 4603 nt
Organism: Cydia strobilella
Lineage: Eukaryota; Metazoa; Arthropoda; Insecta; Lepidoptera; Tortricidae
Product: neprilysin-4-like
Exons: 18
Coding region: 192-2432 (746 amino acids)
Biological process (GO): protein processing
Cellular component (GO): plasma membrane
Molecular function (GO): metalloendopeptidase activity
Source: RefSeq, a predicted model, not a curated record
GAGGGAAGCAAAACUCGCGAGCGCUGCUGUCAAACGCCAUUGCACCCGCCGCCGCAGCCGUACGCAUGCGCGGCAUUUUCGCGCGCGAUCUUCGCUUAUGAUAUUUUUUAGUUUUUUUUUAGUUUUUGUUUUUCUUUAAGUUUGCAAAGUGAGUAAGAGUUUUGUGCGUGUGUAGACUGCAGUUUUGAAAAAUGAAAUAUAAGAUCAAGGAUGUGGAAGCAGAGGCGCCGGCGGCGGCCAAACUUGCUGAGAAACUAGAACGCACAGUACGGUGCUCAUCGGUCCUAAUCGGGGCCCUAGGGGUCUCCCUGAUCACCCUCGCGGUGUACACGGCUGUGUUAGUGCUUACGGAGCACUGGAGUCCUAGGCCUUGUGUUAGUGAGGAAUGUGUUGGGACCGCAUCCCGCGUCAUCGCAGCCCUUAACAAGGACGUGGACCCCUGCACGGACUUCUACGAGUUCGCAUGCGGAGGCUGGAUCAAGAAGAACCCUGUGCCGGAAUGGGCGACGUCGUGGGACCAACUUGCAAGAUUACGAGAGCGACUAGUGGCAGAUCUGCGGGAUCUGCUAGAGAUGGCAGAUGAUCCAAGUCUACCGCAGAGCGUCCUUAAAGCCAAGGCUUUAUACAGAACUUGCAUUAAUAUCGAUAAGUUAGAAGCGGAAGGAAUCAAGCCAAUCCAGAAGAUUCUAGCAGAGUUAACCCUCCCACCACGUCCGCCGAGCGAAGCCUCCGCUAAUUUCAGCUGGGAGGUAGUGGCGGGGCGGGGGAGGAGAGAACUAGGGCUGAGUGUGCUGCUGAGCGUGCAAGUCGCUGAGGAUGUCAGGAAUACCAGCAGGAACCGGGUUGUGGUGGAGCAAGUAUCUCCAGGCUUCAGCGAGCGCUAUCUCCUAGCCCCUGAGCAGUUCGCGCACGAGUUGGAACAAUACCACACUUACAUCAAGGAUAUGAUCUCCCUGGCCGACCCGUCUACCAACGCGACGGAGUUCGCUGGCGACAUCGUGGCUUUCAGCAAGAGUUUAGCUAAGAUCAUGACUCCAGUAGAGGUCCGUAGGAGCGGCACCCACUUGUUUCACGAGGUCAGCGUGAAGCAGCUCGUUCAGGGGUCCUCAGGCGGCCCGGCGCAGUGGAAGGAUCACGACUGGGAAAAGUACCUAGAGCUAGUAUUCUUCAACACAAGCGUGGUGUUAGACCAAGAUGCAGACCGGGUGAUCGUUAUGGACCUCCCGUAUCUGCAGAAACUGGCAGCGCUGCUAACGGAUACCAAGCCUGUUAUCAUUGAACGUUUCCUCUGGUGGAGCGUGUUCUCCACCGUGGCCCCGAUGACCCUCAAUGCUUUCCGUGACCUUGGCUUCGCGUUCAGCAAAGCUGUGUUCGGGCUGCAGCAGAGAACGCCCAGGUGGAAGAGUUGUACGGCUAAUGUCAAUGCCAACUUUGGAGUGGCGCUGAGCUAUCUGUAUGUGAAGAGGCAUUUUGAUCAGACUUCUAGACAAAAGGCCAUAGAGAUGGUAGAAGACGUGCGCUCCGCAUUCGCCGCGGCCGUCAAGGAGCUGGACUGGAUGGACUCCACCACCAGACUUAGGACUCUCAACAAGCUCAGUGCCAUAAGGAACUUCGUAGGCUUCCCUGCCUGGCUGCUCACACACGAGCAACUAGAUAAACACUACAAACAUGCCGAAGUGGUACCAGACAACCUGUUCGAGACCUACUUGAAACUGACGAGGGCUGCCGUCAAGAAAUCCUUGGAGUCCCUUCGGGAGACACCCGACAGAGACAGAUGGGUCGCCACGGCCACAACAGUCAACGCUUUCUACUCGGCCACUCUUAAUUCAGUCACGUUCCCGGCUGGAAUAUUACAACCGCCAUUCUAUGGCAAUGGAAUUGAGGCUAUCAACUACGGAUCCAUCGGUGCAAUUAUGGGUCACGAAGUGACACACGGCUUUGAUGAUCAAGGCCGACGUUACGACGAAAUGGGCAACCUCAAGCAGUGGUGGUCUGCGGCAACCCUGGAGCACUACCAUGGACGAGUGUCCUGCAUCAUUGACCAGUACAGCAAAUAUCAUCUGCCGCAGCUGCCCAACUAUACGGUGCACGGCUUCAACACGCAAGGCGAGAACAUCGCCGACAACGGCGGCCUCCGCGCCGCGCUCCACGCGUACCAACUCUUUACCAAGCGGGAACCAGCGACAAGAAGGGACACCCUACCAGGAUUACCGCUAUAUAAACCUGAACAGCUGUUCUUUUUAGGGUUCGCACAGAUCUGGUGCGGGAACUCGACAAUAGGCGCCCUAAAAUCCAAAAUGGUGGAAGGUGUGCACAGCCCCAACAAGAUACGAGUGAUAGGGACUCUAAGCAACUCUAAAGAAUUCGCGGACGCGUGGCAAUGUCCGCUGGGGUCACCUAUGAACCCUGAACACAAGUGUGUGCUGUGGUGAAACUGUGAUGUGGUGCCAAAUGGGAUCAAUGGGGCGCGGUUUAGUGAAAUAGAUCCAGUGCUCUAAGCUUAUGCAUAAAAUCUGCGUUGCGAAAGGUUUCCAAAAAGUUUGUUCUCGGAAAUUUCUUCGGAAAUGGAAAAUUUCGAUUCCUAUAGAAAAAUACGAAAAGUUUCCUAAAUUUUGAAAACUUUCCGUGGUGGGCUCAUAUAGCGUUGCCACUUUUUUUCUAUACACAUAUAUAGUAUUUUUGUCAAAAUAUUGAAAAAAUAUAGUAUUUACUGGGAAAUUAAAAAAAAUAGGACGCCGAUUUGAGGCGAAUUAAAAAUCCAAGUCGCAUACGAUGCGAUGUCGGUGACAUUUGUAUACCUCAUUCUUGAGUGAUGAAAAUAUAGUAUUUUUCGUACUAUAUCGUUUUUGUAUAAUAUAUAGUACAAGUGACUAAAAUAUAGUAUGAUACUAUAUAUUAUAGUAUGGGUGGCAACCCUAUCAUAUGCAAUGCUGCUGACAAUUCAGAAAAACCUUAUCUAAAUAUGGCAAAAAAGCCGCAACGACUUUAUGAACUGUAUCCAUUUACUAAACUUUCGUCUAUUAUUCGUAAGUUACCGCGAAGUUACCGCCUUAAAAUAAGACGCGUAUACCUAGUUAUGUAGGUUGAAGUCAUUUGUACUUAUUUUAGGUUAUUUUAGUUUUAUUAUGAAAGUGGGCAGUUGCCUAUUGGCCGAAGUGACUGUUUUGUUACCCAAGAAUUUGAUACGCAGCGAACGUUUUAAAAUAUCAAGCAUUUGUGAGGUUUUCAGGCUAAAAUAAUUUUUUUUUUCGUUGUGAAAAAGAUCGAUUGUUAAUUUCGACGUGAUUAUGUUUCGGCCAAAAUACUGCCAAACCUUUCGUUCGCGCCAAAACUGUAUUUUCGGAGUAGUGUUCGACCGAAAUUUUGUUUUCGCCAUGGACAUCAUGGUUCAGUUAAAGCAAAACCGAACCUUCCGUUUCGGUUUCGGCAAAAAAUCCGGUUUCGUUCUGACACUAUUGAUAAUGCUUAAACUAUUUCAAUAUCCAUUGUUUUUAUUAUUAUUAUUUGUAAUGCAGGCAGGCAGUUUAAACAACUGAUAAUGCCUGUAUCCAGAGUCAUAAACCAAGUUCUCAGUGUUGAGUAGAAUUUGCUUUGUGCUUAUCUAAUUUAUUCUUAAACUCAUUGACACUUUGGGCCGCUACUACAUCCCCUGGGAGUUUGUUCCAAGCGUUUUACUCUGCGUUUCGGACAAGACAAGACUAUGUGAUGUUCUGAACGAAUGAUUUAAUGUAGAAAUUGUAGAACAUAUGAAUGUGAUAAUGUUUUAUAAGAACCAAUAGUUUUAAGAUAUAGAUUGGCACAAAUUCUAAGGCUGGAAAUAUUUUUAAAAUGAGAUUAGACCUACAUUGUAUGUACUUAUUCGAUAUUUUAGGGAAUUUUUUUAUGGAUUGUAAAAGAUUUAUUUUGUUGUGUUAAGAGAUUUUAUACAAAAAGUAACUAACACUCAUAGCUGCAGCGGGUUUAAAAUUUUUAGGUACUAUUAAAACAAUAUUAUAGAUUUUUUUGACUUAAAGGAUAUUUGCUGCUGGACUGUAAUGAAUUCGAAUCAAAAGACAUUUAAUUUGACAUGGAUAUAAUAUAUUGGUCAAAUAGGCCUUAGCCAAAUUCAGUAUUAUUAGAAGUAGUUUAGUGAAAAGGGUCCAAACGAAGACACAUUUUUGUGGGUCUUUUUUACUAAACUAAGGUGUAUUGGGAUAACUUCGAAAACGGGUAAAAUUUUGUAAAUUACUAAUAAAACUAAGUAUAUUCUGAUAUAGCGACAUUAAUCAAAAUGCCUUGAUAAGCGUUAGUACCGCCAAAGUAUGAAGUGGUUACUGGUUUAGAGUUAGACCAAGAAAAGUCUGCAGCGAUUUUGAAAGCAUACGCAGUGCAAGUGUUAUUUUAAACGUCAAACUUCUAUGAAAUUAUUAUGUAUAAAUAACACUUGCACUGCGUGUGCUAUCAAAAUCCCUGCACUUUUCUUGGUAUAACUAGCAGAUUAAUGAUUAUCAAUAUGAUCCCGUUUACGAAGUUACCCCAUGCUUACUUAUAUUAUUCAUAAUUAACAAAUACCAUGCAUUUGAAUGACAAUUACUAUUUAUUAAACAAAAUAAAGACAAUGUUU